AUGUUCUGCUUGCGGCUUGCAGGAAUUUUCUGGUGCACGAGUUGCGUUGGUUUCUGUAUCUGUAUGAAGACGUGCGUCCUGCCAGCCUGGAUGGGGAGGGGUCUCCGAGUCUCAAGUCCGUACGGAGCAGCUCAAGCCCGUACCGUAUGGAGUAAGCAGCUGUUUCUGUAUGCUUUCGAGAGGGCUGCCGCAACCUUGAAGAAACACUCUAUCCAGGAAGGGAGCCGAUUGGCGCUUCUGCGAGGUACCGACAAUCCAGACUGCAUCUACCGCAUCAUUAUCGUCAUGACCCACGAGCCAAGCUGGCACCCGUCAACACCAAGCCAGCCAGCCAGCCAGCAUGCAUACGGAGUAUGGAGGUCACUGGCACGAACAGCUGGCGAGUGUUACAGUGCGUCUGCGUCUGCGCCUGCGUCUACCUCUGCGUCUGUGUCCGCCUCCGCGUUUGACGACGGCAAUAUCUCCCUACUUAGAGUUCUGGCUUUGCCUAUCACCGUCGCCCGGAAGAAGGCCUACUCCCCCUUCCCGAGGAAUGCCCUUGUGCAUGUUCUGAGUGCUGCUCGCACAGUCUCGAGUCCAAGGGCAGCAGUAGCAUGGGGAUGGGGCAUCUGCUGCGCCGUGACGACUUUCGCAAACGUUGGUCUCCUUUCACUCGACGGUACUAGUACUAGCGAUCGUCGUCGGACAGACCCGCGUUACGCGACAACCGAGGCAUGCGCUGGUUUCUUUGUGGGACGGGACAAACUUUUUUUUGUCUCCGUUAAAGACUGUACUUCUCUAUUCUUCCAAGAGACUUUUGGCUCUGGCUUGGACAUGGACUCUAGCUUGGACUUUGACUUUGGAUCUGGCUUUCGGGAUCUUCUAUAUACUUUAUAUUAG
Messenger RNA from Drepanopeziza brunnea f. sp. 'multigermtubi' MB_m1, 879 nucleotides. The record is from RefSeq and is a predicted model, not a curated record. Lineage: Eukaryota; Fungi; Ascomycota; Leotiomycetes; Helotiales; Drepanopezizaceae.